AUGUUUGGAAAAUCACAACUCAGUUUUAUUUUGCAUUUACCAUUAGUAAUUGACCCUAUUUGCUUUAUUUCUUGUUACCCCCCACCCACCAGCGAUAAUGGACCACAUGAUGACAGUUUAACAUCUGAUCAAUUAUUAGAUGGUAUUCGACUGCUUACUAAGGCAUUGAAACAAGCCUUUCCAGUUGACGAGGUCUAUCUUCUACCUGUUUUGGGCAAUCAUGAUGUUAUUCCAGCAAAUGAUAUGGAAGUGACUGUGAAUAGCCCUUCACGUACUGCUUGGUGUCAUCAACUUGGUGAAGAGAAAGAUCUAUGGGGUGAAUGGAUUAAUCAUCGUCAAAAACAUUUGAUGUCAUCAAUAUCACAGCAAAAUUCAUCAAAAUAUCCUACAGCUAAUUUCUCACAGAGUAAGUAUUUGUGUUUUUAUUGA
This is a messenger RNA of Trichobilharzia szidati, 429 nucleotides long. The record is from the annotation of a GenBank genome assembly. NCBI's taxonomy places the organism in Eukaryota, Metazoa, Platyhelminthes, Trematoda, Strigeidida, Schistosomatidae.